Priapulus caudatus is the source of this 1404-nucleotide messenger RNA. RefSeq names its product centromere protein H-like. NCBI's taxonomy places the organism in Eukaryota, Metazoa, Priapulida, Priapulimorpha, Priapulimorphida, Priapulidae. The transcript is spliced from 2 exons. Gene Ontology annotation, cellular component: nucleus; kinetochore. Bases 122 to 865 code for a protein of 247 amino acids. The record is from RefSeq and is a predicted model, not a curated record. Gene Ontology annotation, molecular function: kinetochore binding. Gene Ontology annotation, biological process: chromosome segregation; mitotic spindle organization; kinetochore assembly.
UUUAUCAAAUGUUCGCAACUUUGUUAUUUACGUAAAUAUAUUGAUCUAUUUAACUUGAAAAGGGCAAGCACAUUUUUCUGUGCACAUUGAAUCGAAGACCGAAGACAGAAGCAUCAGAAUUAUGGCAUCUCCGUCGCGACCGCGAGAACUCGACCCGCUGUUCGCUGGCGACGCCGGGACCAGCAGCAGCAGCAGCAGCAGUGAGCUGAGUCGUCUGCUGCGUGAGCGGGAGCAGCUGAGGCACCGACUCGACGAGGUCGUCGCGACGACGCACGGCGAGCGGUCGGACGACGCCGAUGUCGGCCGUCUGCAGCUGAGCGUCGCCCACCUGCAGGACGAGCUGACGCGCGCGCGCUCCGACCACGACGUCGUCACGACACUGCUCCAGCGCCUGCAGCUCUCAGGCGCCCUCUUUCAGACACUGCACCCGGACGACGAUAAAGCGAGCAGGGCCGGGGACGGACGCGGCGACGGCGGGGACGCUCGGGCGACCCUCGCCGCCCUUGUUGACUACCAGGCGGCGCUGUCGUCGGCGAUACUCGCCGAGGAAGACGGGGUCGCUCGGGCGCGCCGAGAGGUCGACGGGGUCGUCGCCAAGAGACUGACGAUGAAGCGGGAGAACCGCGCGGCAACCGCGGAGCUGACACUCGCGAAGGAGAAGCGGAGGGAGGCGAUCGCAGCGGCGGAGAGCGGCGGCGGGGGGAGCGUGCGGCGGGAGAAGGAGAACCUCGAGAACGUGACAGCGAAGAUCGUUGUUCAGCGGAACAUGAUUCAGAGUCUGAUCCUGGGAAGCGGUGUUCACUGGGCGGAGGACGAGGAACUCACAGAGUUCUUGCUUUCGCUCGGUCGGCCACUGAAUUUAUAGAGUGAUCGAGUUGCGGUGGAGGUACAUCUGGUUAAAACAAGUGUUGUAAAUGUGUGUCAUGUACAUGAGUUCCUAAUCGCACUAGGUUAAGCUUUGUAUUCGCAUUAUUUUCGUAGUUAUGCGGCAGUAAAUCGUAUUUAUCGAAAGAGUUGUAUAUAUAUAAUAUUACGUUAGAGUAUUUUUGAUAGGGUUAGGGCAAUUUGUGCUGGUUACAUAGCAGUACAAGCGAAGUGAACGUUGGUGUUGUAAAUAUAGUCAUGUUGGAAUAAGCUUGCAUAAUUUUCGAUAGUGUUAGCCUUUUAGAGUAACCGUUUCAUUUGGUUUUGGUAAAGUAGGUCCCAUAUGAAAUCGUAUGUACAUUGUAAGAGGAGCUAAUAAUGCCAAAUUUGUCAUUUAUUUUAUUAGCUCCUGAUUGUAAAUAUAGUUGUUUGAAAGCCAACGUCAUGGUUACUUGUACUAGUACCUUUGUGUGGCAUUGAACAGAGAACAGAACGCCACCUAGUGAAUUUGGUUGUCAUAUUUUGUAGAUAUACGAUUGA